AUGCCUAAAUUAAGCAAGCGAAAAAUUCAGUCACGAAAAGCAAAAUCCGAUCAACCCUCAAAAAGAAAGAUUUCGAAUGCGAGCGACUCGUCAAACGAUGAAUAUCGAAUGGACAUUGAUGACGAUCAAGAAUUAAAAUUCAGUGAAAGAAUUUCGUUAUCCGACAUUGGUGACUUGGCUGAAAUGUGCAAGUUAAAAUGUGGCAGCAAAUAUCUUAGCACUUUACUUUAUAUGUUGUUACGCUUCUUCAACGUUAAAUGGGAAGAUAUCGAUGAGCAUUUGAAGAGUAUUGACCGGAGAUGGGGAGCUAAAUUCGAAGCGAACUCGCAGCGUCUAUAUUUUGAAGGACAUGAAAGAGAUGAUGUCAUGAAACAUCGUAAUGAAUUUAUUAAUUAUUUUCUCGCACGUAAAGAUUCUUAUUACACAAUCACUGAUGAAGAAACACCUAUGUUUCAUGAUGAAUCAACGCUUAGAAGUGGUGAAGUUAGCGAUUUUGGUAGAAACAUUGGCACUCGGUGUCCAGUUGAAAAAAUCGAAUAUGUUGACGAAAACGGGGCAACAAACGUUAUUGAAUGCUAUUUUAAAAAUGGAACAAACAAAGGCAAAUCGAAAGGAUUAGUCGAACUGUGUAAAGAAUCACGCGUACAAUUGCCAGUUCAGAUUAAACUAGAUGAAAUUCGGAAAAUACUUUCAAAACAUAGAGCUUUUCAAAAUAUUAUAUACUGUCCGAAAUAUCAUUGCGAACUAAACGCAAUUGAAGGUCUUUGGUGUAAUCAAAAGGCAUUCGUUCGUUCACGUACAGAUCAAAGUUUUGAAAAAAUGAUAAAACUAAUAUCGGAUUCUCGUAUACAUUUUGUUGAACGAAAAAUUGCAUUAAAACUAUUCAGGCGUUUUUGGCGAUCAAUCGAAGCAUACUCUCAAGAUCAGACAUAUGUUGAUAUAUUGAAACUCUUUUUUUAG
Molecule: messenger RNA, 960 nt
Organism: Rotaria socialis
Lineage: Eukaryota; Metazoa; Rotifera; Eurotatoria; Philodinida; Philodinidae
Source: the annotation of a GenBank genome assembly